AUGCUACAGGUAAGGGACUUUCACAUAGCAAAGAGAGAGGAAGAUAUUGGUUCCUAUGCAGGUUAUAUAGGUUCUGCAUUUAUGUUUGGAAGAACUUUAACAUCUGCCUUUUGGGGUGUUGUGGCUGACUGUUAUGGACGAAAACCAGUUAUAAUUUUCGGCACUUCUAUAGUGUACGCAUAUGCUGCUGAGAUUUUUCGUGAAGAAUAUCAAGCACUAGGAAUGUCAACGAUUAGUAGUGCAUGGGGCAUUGGAUUGAUUAUUGGCCCAGCUUUAGGAGGUUUUCUUGCUCAGCCUGCAGAGAAAUAUCCAGACUUGUUCACAAAGGGUUCAUUAUUUGGGAGGUACUUUGCUCUCUUGCUUUUCAGGAUUAUAACGUCUUCUUCGGUUUGUUGA
Molecule: messenger RNA, 396 nt
Organism: Solanum lycopersicum (tomato)
Lineage: Eukaryota; Viridiplantae; Streptophyta; Magnoliopsida; Solanales; Solanaceae
Source: RefSeq, a predicted model, not a curated record